Conger conger (European conger) is the source of this 1798-nucleotide messenger RNA. It is a transcript of the gene hcrtr2, whose product is annotated as hypocretin (orexin) receptor 2. The transcript is spliced from 7 exons. Gene Ontology annotation, cellular component: membrane. Gene Ontology annotation, biological process: G protein-coupled receptor signaling pathway; circadian sleep/wake cycle process; feeding behavior. Gene Ontology annotation, molecular function: orexin receptor activity. Bases 1 to 1269 code for a protein of 422 amino acids. The record is from RefSeq and is a predicted model, not a curated record. Lineage: Eukaryota; Metazoa; Chordata; Actinopteri; Anguilliformes; Congridae.
AUGUCCGGAAUCACCGUAAAUUAUGCUUGUGGGGAUUGCUCACCUCUUCCUGAACGGAACUCCACCACGGAAUCUCACCAAUACCCACCGAUAGACGAGGAUGAUGAACUUCUGAAGUACAUCUGGAGGGAAUACCUCCACCCAAAGCAGUACGAAUGGGUUCUGAUAGCAGGGUACAUCAUUGUGUUCUUCGUUUCUCUGAUAGGAAAUACACUUGUUUGCUUUGCCGUGUGGAAGAACCAUCACAUGAGGACAGUGACAAACUACUUCAUCGUGAACCUGUCUCUCGCCGACAUUCUGGUGACCAUCACCUGCCUGCCUGCCAGCCUGGUCGUGGACAUUACGGAGACCUGGUUCUUUGGAAACACACUGUGCAAAGUGCUACCAUAUCUGCAGACCAUCUCCGUGUCGGUGUCGGUGCUGACGCUCAGCUGCAUCGCGCAGGACCGCUGGUACGCCAUCUGCCACCCGCUGAUGUUCAAAAGCACCGCCAAGCGCGCCCGCAAGAGCAUCGUGCUGAUCUGGGCGGUGUCGUGCAUCAUCAUGAUCCCGCAGGCCGUGGUGAUGGAGUGCACCAGCCUGAUGCCUGAGCUGACCAACAAGACCAGCCUGUUCACCGUGUGUGACGAGCACUGGGGAGCUGAAAUCUACCCCAAAGUCUACCACACCUGCUUUUUCAUUGCGACAUACUUUGCCCCCUUGUGUCUGAUGGUGUUGGCCUACAUCCAGAUAUUUCACAAGCUGUGGUGUCAGCAGAUCCCGGGGACGUCCACCGUCCUGCAGAGGAAGUGGAAGUCCCUGCAGUGUUCGGCACAGGCCCCGGGGCCAGGCGAGCCGGUGAAGGUGCGGACCAGCACGGUGUCGGCGGAGAUCAAGCAGGUGCGGGCGCGCCGUAAGACCGCGCGCAUGCUGAUGGUCGUCCUCCUGGUCUUCGCCCUCUGCUACCUGCCCAUCAGCGUGCUCAACAUCAUGAAGAGGGUCUUCGGAACAUUCAAGAACACCAACAACAGAGAGACCGUCUACGCCUGGUUCACCUUCUCUCAUUGGCUAAUAUACGCCAACAGCGCAGCCAAUCCCAUCAUUUAUAACUUCCUCAGCGGAAAGUUCCGGGAGGAGUUCAAGGCGGCUUUUUCCUGCCGGUAUUUGGGGGCGAGCCCUAGCAAGGAGGAGCGGGUCCGCGGGAGGACCAGUACGGACAGCCGGAAAUCCCUCUCCACCCAAGUCAGUCACUUCGACAACGUCUCCCGGAUUUCCGACCAGGUGGUCUAGUCCAGUCUAGUGAAGGACCACCGUGAGGAUUCCAACUCAGACGUUGUUGGACAGGGCAGGAGGCUUAUUCUGGAAGAGGCUGUGUAUGGGAACACAGGUGGGCAGGAGUGCAGAACACUGUCUGGUGGCUACUGUCAGUCUGUCUGGCCUUUCCGAGGGAUUCUUUGGUGGAACGACUCAAUUGGAUACCUCUUGGGCUGUCGUUGAUGGCAUCCUUCAAGGAUUGAUCUGUCCUUUCCAGCAGCUGACGAUGUGAGCCACGUGGAACUGAGCGGACUUUAAACAUGGAUGUUUACCGGAGCAUUUGAACAGAAUGUAACGAAAACCGACCGCCCACUGUUCAUUCUGUGCAUGAGCUAGAGAAUUGUAUUUAUUGAGUGAGUUAGCUUGAGUAUGAGUGGAUGACUGACUCUAUGGUGCAGCUAGUGAGUGAGUGAACUUAACUAAGAGUGGAUAACUGAGUCCAUGGCACAGCGAGCGAGUGAGUGAAUGAGAGAAUAUUUAUUUUGUGAGCUUGAUUGUGAGUGGA